CACAACCCCCCCGUUCCCCCCCAGGCCUUCCAUGGUGAUGCUGUGCCCGUCUUUGACCUGCUGCUCCUGGGCGUGGGGCCGGACGGCCACACCUGCUCCCUGUUCCCCAACCACCCCCUGCUGCAGGAGAAAGAGAAAAUCGUGGCUGCUAUCACCGAUUCCCCAAAGCCUCCGCCGGAGCGCAUCACGUUGACGCUCCCAGUGCUGAAUGCUGCACGCACGGUGGUGUUCAUUGCCACGGGGGAGGGCAAAGCUGCCGUCCUAAAGCGUAUCUUGGAAGGCAAUGAGGAAAACCCCCUCCCCGCCGCCCGUGUCCAGCCACACACGGGGCAGCUGCUGUGGUUCCUGGAUGAGGCAGCAGCCAAAGAGCUGACGGUGCCCUUUGAGAAGCAUUCCAUCCUGUAGGACCAAACCCUCGGCCGAUUUACUGGGGAUCGGUCACCACAGCGCCCGCCCGGAGCCUC
Messenger RNA from Phasianus colchicus (ring-necked pheasant), 464 nucleotides. Lineage: Eukaryota; Metazoa; Chordata; Aves; Galliformes; Phasianidae. The record is from RefSeq and is a predicted model, not a curated record.